AAUAAGCUCGCGCGGCUUCAGCAUCACUAGUGUGGCGCGAGCAGCGCGCGCAGACACUCGUGUUAAAACGCUAGAGUUAAACUGAUAUAUUUAUAUCUAAACUCUGAAGUGAAAGUGUGAAUUAACUGAGGAGAAUAAAGCGAUUUAAAGUGACAGGCGGUGAAGCGGCUCCGCUAAACUUCGGUGAGUGAGUUUGUGUGCGCGUGUCACACAGCUAAACUGCAGUUUCUAUCUUUCUCUUCUAUUAAUAACACACACACACACACACACACACACACACACACUACUGUCUGUCUCGGGUUCUCCUGCACAAGCUGGAAACUCUGAAGCGAAAAAUACCUGUUUAAAAAUAGACACGCAACGCGCGCGCUGUGGGUCGGAUCUUCAGUCAGUCAGCUCGCCCGCGGUCCUUCAGAGUCCGAGCUGAUCUCCAGUCAGAUUCCGGUGUGUGUGUAUCAGAUGAACUCAUCAUGGGUGAAGCGUUCACACACACGCAUCGCUGCGGGAAACAUCUGCGUCUGCUGCUCAUCAUACUGUUGUCAUGCGUGUGCGGCCUCAUGUGUGUGUGCAUGCUGCUGCUGACGCUCACAGGUUUUUUUGGAAAUGGCUUGCUGGAUACUGGAGGUUCGGUCUCCAUAGCAACCAAUGCGCCCUUUAGCGGUACAGGCCCCAACCAAUCAAGGGUCAACAACGGAACUGUGUCGGCAAAUACUAUCACACAGCAGGCUGUCCCGCCAACCACCCCAGUGCAGUGGGACUCCGCCCAAUGGAUGCCCCGCACCUCCUCAUCAGGUCCCACCUCCACUGCCUCUGGGUUGACCGAAGUUUUCACAGUGACGAGCAUCCAAACAGAGGCCGGUUCCUGCGCUGACAUCACAGAGAGUCAGUGUCACAUGCUGCCGUACAAUCAGACAGGCUUUUUGCUGGGGAUGACGUUGGUCAAGGGCAGCGAUGUGCAGAUGUUCCUGAAGUUUUUCAGCUAUCUGGGUCGUCUGUCCUGUUACAGGCACAUCAUGCUGUUCGGCUGCGCCACCGCGCUUCCACAGUGCAUCGGCCGCGAUGACGGCAGGACACUGAUACUGCCCUGUCAGUCAUUCUGUGAAACCGCUCGUAAAGCAUGUGAGCCUGUCCUGCAGAUGUUUAAUGCCUCCUGGCCGGAGUUUCUCCGUUGUUCCCAAUUCACCAAUAACACAGGCGCGUGUUACACACCCCGUCACACCCGAGGAAAAUCCUCCGUGUCUGGAGGAAGUGAUAACUUUCUGUGUGCGACUGGAAUAUGUGUUCCCCAGAAAUUGGUGUGCAACGGGCACAAUGACUGUGAUGACUGGAGUGAUGAGAUGGACUGCACAUGUUCAGACAAUCAGUAUUUGUGUACGACCGGCCGCUGUGUCUCGUCUGAUCUUCUGUGUGAUGGAUAUGAUGACUGUGGUGAUCUCAGCGAUGAGCAAAACUGUGUGUGUGACGAUGUUAAAGAGCAUCGCUGUGGAGACGGGCGCUGUGUUCCCAGAGAAUGGCUCUGUGACGGAGAUUACGACUGCCUGGACAAAAGUGAUGAGCUAAACUGCUCAUGUAAGUCCCAGGGUUUAGUGGAGUGCAAGAGUGGGCAGUGUAUCCCCAGUGCAUUCCGAUGUGAUGGUGAAGAUGACUGUAAAGAUGGCAGUGAUGAAGAUAACUGCACAAAACAACAAACUCAGGGUUUGUGUCCUCCUGGUCAGCCCAGCUGUAUUUCCACCUCCUGCCCUGCUGGCUGUCAUGGAAAUAAUUCCUGUGACUUUAACCACACCUGCAGUGGCUGUGAGCCGAUCUCUUUGGAGAUCUGUAUGAAUCUGCCCUACAACUUUACCAAGUUUCCAAACUAUCUGGGUCAUCAAUCCCAGAAGGAGACGUCAGUGAGCUGGGAGUCUUCGCUCUUUCCUGCUCUGGUUCAGACAAACUGCUACAAAUAUCUCAUGUUCUUUGCGUGUACCGUUCUAGUGCCAAUGUGUGACCCCUUAACGCAGCAGAGAGUGCCGCCCUGCAGAUCUCUCUGUAGGAAUUCAAAGGAGCGCUGUGAGUCAGUGCUAGGAAUUGUGGGAUUGCAAUGGCCUGAGGAUACAGACUGCACUCAAUUUCCAGAGGAAGGACAAACAAACAGCUCAUGUUUACUUCCAGACCCAGAUGUGAACGAAUGCUCUCCCAUUCACUUUAAAUGCGGUUCUGGCAAAUGUGUCCUCUCAUCCAAACGUUGUGAUGGACUCUCAGACUGUGAUGAUGGCAGUGAUGAGCAAACAUGUGGGUGUGUGGAGCGGGGCUUAUGGGAGUGUCCCAGUGACAAAACCUGCAUCCGUCACAACAUGAUCUGCGACGGCUUUCCUGACUGCAGCCGACAGGAAGACGAAGUUAACUGCUCGGCGUGCAGCAGUCAUGAGUUGGAGUGUAAUAAUCACGAGUGUGUUCAUCAUUCACUUUGGUGUGACGGCAAGAAACACUGCACAGACAGUUCUGAUGAAUGGAACUGUGUGUCUCUGUCUGAUAAGGGAACUGUGCUGGUGUAUAAAUCAGGGCUGGAGUAUCAGGUGUGUUCAGAUGGAUGGAGCUCCAACCUUAGCAGCAUCACAUGCAAACAGAUGGGUUUAGGUUCCUCUCUCUCCACUGAGGUAGUUCAGGAUAAGUUCUCUGCUGCGAUACGUAGACGCUGGCUGCAUGUCCGCCCUAACUGGAGUGAACACAAUAUGUCUCCAAUUCAGGAUCUACUGGGAAAGAAAGGGCAGAGCUGUCCGUCACACACAAGCGUAUCGCUGCGCUGUACUAAAGACGAAUGCGGGCGUCGCCCUGCAGCUCGAAUGGUGAAGAGGAUUCUGGGAGGGCGCACGAGUCGCCCGGGGCGAUGGCCCUGGCAGUGUUCCCUACAGACUGAUCCCAGCGGCCACAUAUGCGGCUGCGUGCUGAUCGGUAGGAAAUGGGCCCUAACUGUAGCGCACUGCUUCGAAGGACGGGAGAGGCCAGAUGUUUGGAAAGUAGUUCUUGGGAUUAAUAACCUUGAUCACCCUUCUCCAUACAUGCAAACACGACAAGUCAAAAGCAUCAUCGUUCACUCGCGAUAUAAUCAGGCGGUCGUGGACUAUGACAUCAGCGUGGUGGAGCUGGAGUCAGAAGUGGAGGUCACCAGUUAUGUCCGACCCAUCUGCCUGCCGGACCGCGGACAGCUACCCAAACCCGACAAAUACUGCCACAUAACGGGCUGGGGACACAUGGGGAACAGAAUGCCCUUUAAGUUGCAGGAAGGCGAGGUGCGCAUCAUUUCUGUCUCUCAGUGUCAGUCUUACUUUGACAUGAAAACCAUCACGUCACGAAUGCUCUGUGCCGGAUACGAGGCUGGAACCAUCGACUCGUGCAUGGGUGAUAGCGGAGGGCCGCUGGUCUGCGAGGAAGAGGAUGGCCGCUGGUCUCUGUAUGGUUUGACCUCUUGGGGCUCUGUGUGUUUCUCAAAGGUCCUGGGCCCCGGCGUCUACGCCAACGUCACUCACUUCACAGAGUGGAUCGAGAGACAGAUUUAUCUGCGUACGUUUCACCUGCUGUAGGAUGAACUGACACGUCAUUGGAGGAGGAAAGUAUUGGAUUGGUUCUCUCGAAAGAAUCAAGGAGAGUUGAUUCAGAUCAUAUGAUGACCAGAAACUCACUUUAUGCAUACACAGAUUUGAAUGCCUGUUGGUGUCCACCGCAACCGAGUUUCUUUCAGUAUGUUGCUCUGAAUUAAAUGAGAUAACUCGUUAUACUGCAAGUUGUUGCAUUGUAGAAUGAAUUGAAGUCGACUUCAGGCAAAACAACACAGAAAAUUAUGUAAAUGUGUCUAAAAGCUUAAAUUGCGCUCGAGGCCUGUGUGAUGUCACAUUUGACCUGACUUACAUACUCGUAUCAGAGCGAAAGUCAGCCGAGACAUCACUUACUCAGAUUAAGACGCUUGAUUUAGCUGUGCAGAUGCAUCGCGACGCUUCAGUAAAAGCAGAAAUGUAGUGUCCAACACAUAACAAAUAUUUAUUUCAAUAGUAUUUCAUUUCUAACUCAUUCAUAAGUUAUUAAAGGUGUAGCGGAGGAUUUUCUCAAAUUUUAGAAAAGAACCGCCUUCUCCACUUUUUAAAAAAAUGCAUUUGCGCAACACUCCUGAUUGACAACUAGGAGGACCAAUAGUCUUGAUGAUCCACCCGGAAAAAGAAAAUCCUCCGCAAUACCUUUAAUUCAGCCAAUGAGAACCGUCAAUGGUGUCAUCAACAUGGCACCCAUCAUGCACUAGGAGAGAGGCAUCACAUUUUCAUCCAUAUGUAAUUAAUCUACAUUUACAAAAGUGCAGCUAGAAACUGGAUUGGGUCAAUUUAUGAAAACUGUGUGUGGAGCAGGCGUCGUCGGUAUUUCACUACAGUAGUAUGUUGCUUUAGUACUGCAUAGAUUUGUGUUUUUUCAGUCUGCUGUCUGAGUGUAGCAAAAAAUCUGCUCAACGCUCAAACUUUUCUUGCACCUAUGAGAAAGUAAUGUGUUUGUUCCUGUGGCAGCCAAAAUGUGUUUGUGCUGCUUACGCUCCAGAUGUCUGUUUUGUGAAACGUUUUUUUACACCACGGUCAAAGGGCUCCUCCUUCUCUUUGCGUUAUCUCUGCUGCUAUUUGUUGAACCAAUGAUAUUCAAUGAUGUCUAUGUUGAUUUACAUCUGUGUGUUUAGUGGUAGUUUAUAUCUUCCACAGUUUAUGUGAACAUUUUGUACAGUAUGUGCGUGUGUGUGUGUGUGUGGGUCAAGUGCUUCUACAUUUUAGUGCAACAUUCCUUGUGUGUUGUAGGUUUUUUAAAGAAUAUUUUUCUACAGAUUUUGUGCACAUGUAAUGGUAAAUCUGGCCCUGAUGUACUAUGUUUUAAUGCUUUGUAAAUACACUUGUCAUUUAUGUAAACUGCACAUUAAAGAUUUCUUUCCAUUA
This is a messenger RNA of Misgurnus anguillicaudatus (oriental weatherfish), 4940 nucleotides long. The record is from RefSeq and is a predicted model, not a curated record. NCBI's taxonomy places the organism in Eukaryota, Metazoa, Chordata, Actinopteri, Cypriniformes, Cobitidae.